GGCAAUUUCCGUUCUUUGUUCUGUUCUCGGUUGUGUGGGACUGUGACAGGGUCCAAGUGGACCUGUUUCGUGUCCGGCCCCUUAAGUCUUACGUCCCUGUCCCCAGGUCCUUCUUCAAAACCUGCCUCCUGCAGAAUCUACAGCUAGCAGACCAGCGACCAGAGCGUUUCCCCUGCCCAUGGAAACCCAGGCAGACCAUGCAUCUCAGGAACCUCGGCCCCUGUUAGAGAGCACUCUUUCUUCUUCAAAAGUCCCUUCCUUUCCUGACAAGGACAGUCUCGGGGACAAGAUGUUGGCUGCUGCACUUCUAAAGGCCAAGUCUCAGGAGUUGGUGACAUUUGAGGAUGUAGCUGUGUACUUCAUCUGGAAAGAGUGGAAGCGUUUGGAGCCUGCACAGAGGGACCUCUACAGGGAUGUGAUGCUAGAGAACUAUGGGAAUGUGUUCUCACUGGAUGGUGAUUCCAAAACUGGAAAUGAUCAAGUAAUCUCUGAAGGUAUGGGGUCAUGUGAGAUGAUAUUGGGACGAUUCCAAAAGGAUGUUUCUCAGGGUCUUAAGUUUGAAGAAGCCUAUGAACAAGAAGUCAGUCUGCAAAGGCAGCUAGGGAAUUCCUCUGUUGGAAGACUGAAUAGGAAAAUACAAGAGUUUCACCAAGUGAGAGUUGAGGAAAAGCUCACUCAUAUGGGAGAAAGAAAUGAGAAGUACAGUGAGUUUGGGAACAACUUCACUGUGAAUUCCAAACUUACUUCACAUCAAAGACUUCCCAUGGGAGACAGACCCCAUAAGUGUGAUGAAUGUAGCAAGAGUUUUAAUCGAACUUCAGACCUUAUUCAACAUCAGAGAAUUCACACUGGAGAAAAACCAUAUGAAUGUAGUGAAUGUGGAAAGGCCUUCAGCCAGAGCGCACAUCUUAUUCAGCACCAGAGGAUCCACACUGGAGAGAAACCCUAUGAAUGUAAAGAUUGUGGGAAGACCUUCAGUUGUAGCUCUGCUCUCAUUCUACAUCAGAGAAUUCACACGGGGGAGAAACCUUACGAAUGUAACGAAUGUGGGAAAACGUUUAGCUGGAGCUCCACUCUUACUCAUCAUCAGAGAAUCCACACUGGUGAGAAGCCCUAUGCUUGCAACGAAUGUGGGAAGGCCUUUAGUAGGAGUUCCACCCUGAUUCAUCAUCAGAGAAUCCACACUGGAGAAAAACCCUAUGAAUGUAAUGAGUGCGGCAAAGCUUUCAGCCAGAGCUCACACCUCUAUCAGCACCAGAGAAUCCACACUGGAGAGAAGCCCUAUGAAUGUAUGGAAUGUGGAGGGAAGUUCACCUACAGUUCCGGCCUUAUUCAGCACCAGAGAAUCCACACAGGGGAGAAUCCCUAUGAAUGUAGCGAGUGUGGGAAGGCCUUCAGGUAUAGCUCAGCUCUUGUUCGCCAUCAGAGGAUUCACACUGGAGAGAAGCCUUUGAAUGUAAUGGGCGAAAAGCAAAAAUUCAGAGUUUCUGCUGAAUUAAACAUCAGAGAAUCCACAUGAGAGAGCCAUAAACUAUUUUCCUUACAUCCUGAGUCUACAGAGCUCUUGCCUUACCUUUUUAAUAGGACCAAUUUAGGGUCUGUCCCACCUCAAACAAUUCACUUACAGUGGGGCUGACUGGGAAAGCAUCCUGACACAGUGAUUAGUAGGAUUUCCCAGGAAUGGACAGCAGUCUUAAGAAAAAUUGUGAGGCAAGCAGUAAACUAAGCUCUGGGAACAGAAGGAAGCUUGGGGACCAGUCACCCCCUUUUGGGAAGGGGUUUGCACUAAACCAAUUUUCUCACACCAGAAGAGCCUUUCUUUCCAAGGUGGGGAUGGAUGCUUAUUUGCAACAAAAUUCCAAUGAUUUCACUAGUUGGAGUCAGUCUGGUGAGCAGAGAAGGCAGACUGAAGAAUAUUCUGGGUCACCAUACACUCUGGGAAGAGAAACAGAGAGGCUGUAUUUCUUUUUUGUUUGUGAGACAGGGUCUCACUAUGUACUCCUGGUUGUUCUUAGACCAGAGUGGCUUUGAACUCAGAGACUUGCUUGCCUCUGCCUCCAGAGUGCUAGGAUUAAAAGCAUGUACAACACCCCCAUUCCAAUGCAGGCCCCAGGGGCUGCAUUUCAAAGGCACUCUUCCUAAUCCAGCUUUAAUAUUGGACAAGGGAUAUGCUGCUUUGGUACACAAUUCUGUGAAUUCAGGAAACUUGGUGCUGAUGGGAUUAUUUUGUUAGGGGGAAACAAAAAAAGACCCCAUCAAGGGUUUCUGUAAUGACUAUCCUUUGGGCUUUUGGAACAGUUGUACCAUGUUUUCAGGAGCAGUCAGGCAGUUCUGUAGGCAGACCACAUAUCUUCCCUUGUGACAUCACUGCCUGAAUCUCAUAGGAGCGGUUCGGAACCCGAGGUAGAUCAGAAGCGUUUAGCAUUGGCCUGACUCCUUCCGUUUUUAAGCUUCCUGUUACUGUGGUGAAUUAAUGCCGGCCUCUAGUUACUAGAUGCUCUCAGGGAACUUACCUCCCCUGCUUGCCCUGCCCUCUCACAUGUAACAUCUGGCCUCAGCAUCUGGACCUCUCUGGAUUCCAGCUCUGACUUCAGCUAAAGCUUUGCAGCAGGGCUCCUCCUGGGUUUGGGAGGUGCUUCCUGAGUGUUCCCAGCCCAAUGGAUGGCUUUCCAUAUUUCCCCAGCCCCGUCCUUCCUGUAGCAUAAGUGAAAUGCACUACUAAACAGAAUUGUUUUUCAGAAGGGAGUGUUUUUGUAUGGGAGUCACACUUGUGUCAGUUAAAAUAGCACAGUGACCAUAAAUGGAAUCCUAAAGUGAAACUUCAGGAUUUGAAACUUUUCUUUGAUAAACUUUUUUUAAUAUAAGUGUAUGUAGCCAUCUUCAUACCAAAUUCAGGAUCUUAUGAGCUACACAGAUCAUUUUGUGUGGUCUAAUGUCUAAGAAUGGUGCUGAAAACUAAAAAGGUAUACUUGACUCCUGUGUAUCAAUGGGUCAACUUCUCUGCCUUGAUUUGACCUCUUUAGAAGGCUGUUACAGCCAUGGAACAUGGUAGGCUAGGGGUGUUAUAAAGAGAUUAACAUUAAGAUGUCCAUGAACUCACUUUUUUUUUUUUUUUUUAGAGUACUGUGAUUUAAUAUUUGUCUUUAAUUUUACAAAACUACAGAACCGAUCAUCCAGGCUACUUAAGCACUUGUUGCCAGGCCUGAUGGUUCAGGCUGUAAUCUCAAGCUUGGGAGGUUGAUAGAGGAAGAUCACAAGUUGACGGCUUGUCUGGACUGUGCUGAGUUCAAGGCUAGC
Rattus rattus (black rat) is the source of this 3297-nucleotide messenger RNA. It is a transcript of the gene Znf3, whose product is annotated as zinc finger protein 3. Gene Ontology annotation, molecular function: DNA-binding transcription factor activity, RNA polymerase II-specific; RNA polymerase II cis-regulatory region sequence-specific DNA binding. Lineage: Eukaryota; Metazoa; Chordata; Mammalia; Rodentia; Muridae. The record is from RefSeq and is a predicted model, not a curated record. Gene Ontology annotation, biological process: central nervous system development; regulation of transcription by RNA polymerase II. Bases 179 to 1519 code for a protein of 446 amino acids. The transcript has 5 exons. Gene Ontology annotation, cellular component: nucleus.